AUCUAAUUAUUUCAGUUUCAUGGCUGAUAAAAAUAAAUCAUAAGUGACAGGUCGUAAAAUUAUAACAUCAGAUAAUGUUACUAAAGGUAUUAAUCAUAUUCUAUACAAAAUUAGAAAUUGUCAAAUAAUUAAAUGAGAAAACAGGCUAAUAUGAAACUAUGAAAAUAGAAGUUCCAAAAUUAACUAUAGCAUAAUAAAUUGAAAAAACCACUAAUGAAAUUAAUUAAGGUAUUGUUUAUUAGUACAUUUUGUAGCAAAUGAAAUCUCAAAAAAAUUAUAUUAAUAAUCCAAUACAUUAAAAGAAUAAGUAACCAAUCUAAGGUAACUGGUGGAAGAAAAAGUUAAGUAAUAUAAAAAGGAAUAAGAAGAAAGAGAAAAAAAUUUAAUGAAAAUGAUAAAAAAUAAUAAUUUAGAAAUCAAUAUAGCUUAAAUGACUGAUGAUUAAAUUAUUGAAAGAUUAAACUAACUUGAAUCUGAACUUAAAAGUGCAUAAAAGAUUAAUGAAGUCUUAGCAAAGGAAAGAGAAGUAGCGAAAAAAGAGAAUCAAAACAUCGAAAUUACAAAAAAUAUUGAAACUUUACAAAUAAAAUUAGAGGAUAAAAAAAAAAUAUUAAAAGAAAAUAAAAAGGAAAAUGUUAUACUUACUAGAUAGAGUCAGGCUAAUUAGAAAAAACUUGAGAAAAUAGAGAAAGGAUUGGAUGAAGCAGCCUAGAUUAAUUAAUUGAAUAAAGAAUUGUGUAUUCUAAGAGAAAAAGAAAACAAAAUUAAUGAGAAAAAAAAUAAAUUCUCAACAUAAAUAUAAGAAAUCGAAUAAUUCAUCGAUUUUUAUAAAGAUAAGAUUGAAAAACUAGAAAAAGAUGAUAAAGUAAAAGAUUUAGAAGAGCUGUAUAAAAAGGUUUAAGAGAAAUGGGAAUAGAAGGAAGCCUAGUUAAAGAAAGAAGAGGGUAAAACAUUUUUAGAUGCAUUUAAAGAAAAAUCUAAAGAACAAAAACAAAAAGAAAAAGAAAAAGAGAAAGAAAAAGAAAAAGAAAAAGAAAAGGAAGAUGAACAAGAUAAAUCUAAAAAAUUUUAAAGAAUUAGCGAUUACAUCAAAGAAAAAAAGGAUGUAAGCAGCCUCAAAGCAGAUGAAUAAAAUUUCAUUAAAUUAUUUUAAUUAAAAAUAGACUUAGAAAAUUAAAAAAAAAAGAAGUAAAAGAAGAAUGAUUAGGAAAAAGAUUAAUUAGAGAGUUCAAUAAAUAAUUUAAAGCUAGAAAAAGUUAAUAUAUAGAAUGCUAUAAAAGAAAGAGAAAGGGAAAGAGAAAUGGCAGAAACAAAAGAAGUUGAAGAGAGAGAAAAAUUAGAUAUGUUGAAAGAAAGGAAGAGAAUGGAAUAAGAAUAGAAAGAGAAAGAAAAAUUAGAAAAAUAAAAAAGUAAUUAACGAUCAUAAUUAUCACCUUUGAGAGCGAAGUAAUAAAAAGAUGUUACAACAAAAGAAAAAUUAAGAAAAGAGAAAGACGAGCAGCUGAAAUAAUUUAAAGAGAAAUAUUCAAAAUUGCCAAAAGAAAAAGUAUAAUAAUUCUUGUAAGAACCAUUUAAACUUUCUUAUUAAGAUUUAGAAGAGAAAAGAAAGCGUUAAUAAUAAAAACAAGAUGAAAAAGAUGAAAAAGAUAAAGUAGAAGUCAAGGCUUUGAGUAUUAUUGAGACAGUGUGUAGAACAAAACAUAGAGGAUCUAAGAGAGACUGGUUUGGUUAUGAACCAAAUGAAUAAACAAUUUAAUGUGAUGAUGUUCACAUUUUAGGAUAGUUUUCAAUAAACCAUAGAAUCAAGAAAAUAACAAUCUAUCACAAUCCAACUGAAGGUUUAAUUUACUUAUUAUGGACUGAAUAUAGAAAGGAGGAUGGUUCUAUAAUAAGUGGAACUUGGAAUGUAAAUUAUAAAAUUAAUAAAUAUAGAUUAAUUAAGAAUUAUUAGAGAAGAAUAAGGAUAUUAAGAGAGAUGAAUUAGAUUUGAAGGAGAAUGAUAAAAUAAAAUAAAUGAUAAUUCGAAGAGAUAAUAAUUUUAUAUCAUUUAUCUAAUUUAAUACAAAAUAAGGUUAGUAAUUCAAAGUGGGAAAAGAAGUGAUGUAAGUAAUUUUGAAAUAUAUUUAAGUGAGAAACAAGAAGAGGAGAAGCCGAAAGAAAAGAGUGAUGAAUAAUAAGAUAAAAAGGAUGGUGAUGGAGUUGAGAAAAAAGAUGAUCCAGAUAGAAGAGAUCUAAAGAUUGAUAAUGUUUCUGUUCUUUUUACUUUAUUUAGUGGUUAUUCAUAGAGAAACGAAAAGGAAUUGGCUAUGAGUUACUUUGGAUAUGAAAUAGGAAGAAAAUUGACUGCGGAAGAAAAUAGAUAAUAUUUAGAAGAGAAAUAAAAGAGAUUAGAGGAGAAGGAGAAAAAAUAUAAAUUAUAGAAAUUAGAAGAAAGUAUGGCUAGUGAUUUGAAUAGAAGCUAAAUUAAAAAGAAAUGAAAGAUUAUUAUAUUAUAAUAUAUAC
This is a messenger RNA of Paramecium sonneborni, 2502 nucleotides long. The record is from the annotation of a GenBank genome assembly. NCBI's taxonomy places the organism in Eukaryota, Ciliophora, Oligohymenophorea, Peniculida, Parameciidae.